AUGUCACGUCAUGCCGCUGUUACGGCGAAUUCCUUGGUGGCAGUUUUUGUAGCAUACUUUCAGGCUGACAAAUUAAUUUUAUUUUUCCUUUUCUCAUUACAGAAUAUCACCAAGACCCGAACCAUACGAUUUUGUUGCGCCGGCUACGAUGGCAAUUUAUCGAUAAAUGAUACGGUAUGUAAGCCGGUUUGUCGCAGUGGUUGUGGUCGUGGCUAUUGUCUGAAACCCGAUGUGUGUAGCUGUGAACCGGGUUAUAUGGGCAAACAUUGUACACAGCGUUGUGAUCACGACCACUGGGGCCUGGAGUGUAAAAAUGUGUGUCAGUGUCACAAUGGAGCCGCAUGUGAUAAUAAAUCGGGGACCUGUCACUGUACCAUGGGAUGGACGGGAGAAUUCUGCGAAAAACCCUGCCCCAAGGGCACCUAUGGUGUAAUGUGCCGCAAGGCUUGCGAGUGUGAAAAUAAAUUAUGCCAUCCUCAGACGGGGGCUUGCGAUCCACCCGCAAUCGAUCCCUCUUUGGCACCAAAUGCCACCCAUGUCAUGAUAGCCACCCUAAAUUCUACAAUUGUCAAUAUAACCCACAACUUGGAUCGCAUUGCUAAAAAUAUUGUCAAUAUUGCAACCAGUACAACGCCGGAACCCAUAAAUCUACCACCACAAAUAUUGGAGGUGACAACAGCUCCAGCCGCUAUUCCAGAGGUCAUUGUCAUAAAACAGGAGCCGGAAAUUCCGCAUACCCCCAAAAUCAUCGUACAUCAACAGGGCCAGGGUUUGUUGGAUAAUUUACAUGCCGCUGCCAAGACCCCAGAGGUUAUACAUGUCAUCACUGGGUGGCCAGGACAACAACAUAAUGUCACACAGGAGGAGAAACUAAAUUUAGCUGGAUUUGGUGGCCACCCGGCAACCAAAGAGGAAAGUCAAAAUUCUAAUGACACGCAUAAUUCCGAUCAUGAAAAUAGUUUGCUCACCACCCUUUUGGUUAUCCUGCUCAUUAUAAUGUUUGGUAUUGGAAUGGGUUUCCUUUAUGUCUACCGGCGUUAUCAUUUACAAAAGGCCCAGGUAGAGGCAGCAUUGGCGGCACGAAAUGUUAGUUUGCCAUCCCCCAAUCCCAAUUCGGCCAUUAUUAUUACCCCACCCACACCGGGUCUUCAACCCUAUACCAAUGAUCAGCUUAUGCAGGACUUAAACAGUGGUAAUCUACCGCCCGGAGGUAAUACCGGAACAAUGGGGAAAAGUUUUCUAAAACCCCUGCCGGAUUUGCCCGCCUUUACGCAGAUGGUACGCAAUAAAAUCGAGGAACCCGACUUGUAUGACUCACCCAGUAAUAGUUCCUCCAUAACCAUAUCCCCGGUACCCACAAUAAAUUCCUAUGCCUAUGCCCGCAAGGAGUCAUUGUAUUCGGUGGUAACACCCAAGUCCCGCAAGGGUAGCAUGGAUUCACAUCUUUACGAUGAGAUUCGAUAUCCCACGGCCAUGCAGCAUCAUCAACACCAUCAGCAUCAUGCACACACCAAGCCUCAGCAUCAUUCCACCCAACAUAAUGUUUAUAUACCACAGCAUCAGCAUACGCAACAUCAUCAUAGUCAACAGCAGUCGCAACCGCAGCCUCAACAUCAGUCCAUGCAGCAACCAGUCGCCCAUCAGCAACAGUUACAACAUUUUGGCAACUUCAGUCAGCAGCAAGGACAUGCACAAUUUCAAACGGGGACCCACCACACGUCAGGACAUCAUCAACAGGUUGCAACAUCUCCCGAAGCCAUUAUGCGUGCCAUGAGAAUAUUGGAAAUUUAUUUGAUUUUCCUAAGCAUCUUGGGUUUUUGGAAUAUGUCUACCAAAUGCCAGGAGAUAUAUGGCGAUAUUUAUCCCAGUACCCGAGCAGAGCUAAAUUUAUAUUUUGAUAGCCAGCAGCGGGAAAAGAAGUGCUACAAAGAUGUACCAGCCUAUUUUUUCCAAACCCGAGAGCAUGAACCACUUCGUGGAAAUUCCUCCAUUGCUGGCCAUUUGAGUUUUGAAAUUUGCUGUGAAGGAUAUCGUAGAGAUCCCAAGGUGAGAAGUACUCUCAAGUGUAUCCCCGACUGCUCCAAAGUUUCGGCGGAUAAUUGCCGCAACGGUUUCUGCCGCUCUACCCACCAAUGCGAAUGCUUUGAGGGCUUUGUGAGAGAUUCUCGGGGAAAUUGUGUCCACAUUUGUCCGGUGGGUUGUUUGAAUGGUCGCUGCUUAUUAAAUGGUGAUUGCUUGUGUAAUCCUGGCUAUAGCCUAGAUCCGGAGACUAGGAAAUAUUGUCUACCAGAAUGUAGCCACAUACCAUGUGGACUGAAUCAGAUAUGUGUGGCCCCCGGGGAAUGUCGCUGCCAGAGGGGUUAUCAAUGGCUGGAGGGUUUGGGUUGCCAGCCAAUAUGUCAACCCCAUUGUGGUUAUGGUCGUUGUAUUGGACCACAGCAGUGUGAAUGUUUUCCCGGCUACAUUAAGAGGAAGGGGAGGGAAAUUUGUGAAUCGGAAUGUUAUGCAAAUUGUGAAAAUGGCUUUUGUGAAUCACCCUAUAAAUGCCAGUGCCACAUUGGUUUCGCUUAUGAUCCGCAAAGUCAAAAUUGCCUAGCCCAGUGUCCUGAGGCCUGUGAUCAUGGCGUGUGUAUAGCUCCGGGAAUCUGUAAAUGCUUUGAGGGUUAUUAUCUUUGGGAUAAUACCUUGGUUGUGGCCUUUAUGGUCAUUGCAUCGCACCGAAUGUGUGUGCCUGUGGCCCUGGACAUCAACAUUGUUUGGAUGGUGGUAGCUGUACACCACAGGGUCAUUGUAAAUGCCCUCAGG
Musca vetustissima is the source of this 2805-nucleotide messenger RNA. RefSeq lists its product as uncharacterized. Lineage: Eukaryota; Metazoa; Arthropoda; Insecta; Diptera; Muscidae. The transcript is spliced from 9 exons. The annotation marks the transcript as partial. The record is from RefSeq and is a predicted model, not a curated record.